This is a messenger RNA of Lasiosphaeria miniovina, 903 nucleotides long. RefSeq lists its product as uncharacterized. Lineage: Eukaryota; Fungi; Ascomycota; Sordariomycetes; Sordariales; Lasiosphaeriaceae. The coding region runs from base 1 to 903 and encodes 300 amino acids. Gene Ontology annotation, molecular function: methionine adenosyltransferase regulator activity. Gene Ontology annotation, biological process: S-adenosylmethionine biosynthetic process. Gene Ontology annotation, cellular component: methionine adenosyltransferase complex. The transcript is spliced from 2 exons. The record is from RefSeq and is a predicted model, not a curated record.
AUGGCUACAAGCGGCAGGAAUGGGGCCAGGCCCAACCGUUUCCUAAUCUGGGGUGGCGAGGGCUGGGUUGCCGGGCAUCUGAAGGCCCUCCUAGAGGGCCAGGGCAAGGAUGUCUUUGCAACAACAGUUCGCAUGGAGAACCGUGAGGCUGUCCUCGCCGAGCUCGAAAGAGUUAAGCCCACGCAUGUGCUCAAUGCGGCUGGCUGCACCGGCCGCCCCAACGUGGACUGGUGCGAGGACAACAGGGAGGCCACAAUGCGCUCGAAUGUCAUCGGCACCCUAAACUUGACCGACUGCUGCUUUCUAAAGGGCAUCCACUGCACCGUGUUUGCCACGGGCUGCAUAUACCAGUACGACGAUGCCCAUCCGUGGGACGGGCCGGGCUACCUCGAGACGGACCCGGCCAACUUCUCUGGCAGCUUCUACUCCGAGACUAAAGCGCAUGUCGAAGAGGUUAUGAAAAACUACAAUAACUGCUUGAUCUUGCGGCUUCGCAUGCCUGUGUCAGACGAUCUGCACCCCCGCAACUUUGUCACCAAGAUCGCCAAGUACGAGCGAGUGGUGGAUAUUCCAAAUAGUAACACGAUCCUGACAGACCUGCUGCCAGCGUCCAUCUUACUGGCCGAACAUGGCGAACUGGGUAUCUACAACUUCACCAACCCCGGGGCCAUCUCUCACAACGAGGUUCUUUCUCUGUUCCGGGACAUUGUGCGACCGUCCUUCAUGUGGAAGAACUUCAGCCUCGACGAGCAGGCCAAGGUUAUCAAGGCAGGCCGCAGUAACUGCAAGCUGGACACGACCAAGCUGACGACCAAGCUCGGCGAGUACGGCUACGUGGUCCCUAAGAUUCACGAUGCGUACAGGAAAUGCUUUGAGCGAAUGAAGGCCGCCGGUGUUGAGUAG